This is a messenger RNA of Plectropomus leopardus (leopard coralgrouper), 2352 nucleotides long. Lineage: Eukaryota; Metazoa; Chordata; Actinopteri; Perciformes; Serranidae. The record is from RefSeq and is a predicted model, not a curated record.
AUGGACGCCCUGUGUAAUGGAGCCAAGAAACCUGAGGGCAGUGAUCCCGUUGUAGACCCCCGGCCACCUCCUGCCAAGCUGGCUCGACUGGAACAAAACGGAGCGGGACCCUCAGCCCAGGAGAGGAGCUGUCAGGGGAGUCCUGUGGCUAAAAACCCCUGUCUGGCCCAGAAACCCACCGCAGUGAGGCCACAGAGCAAGAGCUGGCACAGCAGAGGGAGCCUGCUGCCAGUGUUCUGUGUGGUGGAGCACAGGGAAAACCCUCAGGAGGGAGAGAGGAAAGAAGAACAUGCUGAGUUUGUGUUGGUCAAAAGAGAUCUGCUGUUUAACCAGCUCAUAGAGAUGGCACUGCUGACACUGGGCUACUCGCACAGCUCUGCUGCACAGGCCAAAGGUCUGAUCCAGGUGGGAAGGUGGAACCCGGUGCCUCUGUCCUGCGUAACAGAUGCACCUGAUGCCACCGUGGCUGACAUGCUGCAGGAUGUUCACCACGUUAUCACCCUCAAAAUACAGCUGCACAGCUGUCCCAAAUUGGAAGACUUGCCACCAGAGCAGUGGAGUCACUCCACAGUGAGAAAUGCUCUGAAGGAGCUCCUCAAGGACAUGAACCAGAGCUCCCUGGCGAAGGAGUGCCCCCUGUCCCAGAGUAUGAUAUCAUCUAUUGUAAAUAGCACUUACUAUGCAAAUGUCUCAGCUGCCAAGUGUCACGAGUUUGGUCGAUGGUACAAGCACUUCAAGAAGACCAAAUGCUUCAAGGAGAUCGACAGCUUCUCUGACCAGUCCACACAUAUCACCCUCACCCAGCAGCCAAUCAAAAGUAGCCCAGCUGAUCAGAGCUCCACACUUUUUUUCUCUCAUGGAGAAGUAGCCAACAUAUGUGGCCAUCCGCCCCUCGGCCUGCGCCCUCCGGGGUUGGUAACCCAGCCUCUAAGCUCCCAAAUGGUCAACCAGCAGCUGGUGAUGGCCCAGUUCCUCAACCAGCAGUACGCUGUUAGUCGCAUGCUAGCUGGCCAGGGUCUUUCACCCUCCCCACAACAGUAUCUCAACCACCCGCCCGUGGGGAGAGCUCCCUCUGCCAAGGUCUUCUCCAAAGCCACUGAUUCCCAAACCCCGCAGCAGGCACAGGGUGGCCCGGGGGGAGGCCCUGUGGCUGGGCCACAAACCCAGACAACGACUGCGUCUUUUGUGGGGCCAACGGACGUGCCGAGUGACAUCUACCACUGUGUGAGGGAGGAACUAAAGAGAGCGGGCAUCUCCCAAGCCAUCUUUGCGCGGGUGGCCUUUAACAGGACGCAGGGCUGGCUGUGUGAGCUGCUGCGUUGGAAGGAGGAUCCCAACCCAGAGAACCGCACCCUGUGGGAGAAUCUGUGCAUGAUCCGCCGCUUCCUCAGCCUGUCCCAGACUGAACGAGACGCCAUCUACGAACAGGAGAGCAGCACCACGACGGCACAGCAGCACAGCGCUGACAGGCUGACACUGCUCAGCAAUGACAAUACACUGUACCAACGCAACUCUCCGCUGCCGCAGCAACACCAUCUUCAACCCCAUCAACCCCUGCAGCCCGAGGCAGGACCUCACCUGUCUCCACGGCAACCAUGUGCUGCAUCACCAGCCGAGUCCGAGGCUGGGGGCAACUGGGCGCACGUGAGAGUACGUUUGCAGGGCCGGGGGAGCAGCAACGCUGAGAGAGGGGACAGUAAGGACUGGGUUGAGGAGGGCCGAGUAGAGAGAAGCAUUUUGGGAGUGGACUGGGGUUGCACUGGUAGGGGCAGGGACGAGGGGAUAGAAAGCAAGGAGAAGAUGAUUGAUGAAAAUGUGCGUGAGGAAGGGAUAAAUGAGAUCACUGGAGACAGCAAAAAGGAGAAGCUCACUAUGAAGUGGCCUGGUGUGAAGAAUGAGGACCCAGGUAGAGUCGGGGUCUGUUCAGAGGCGGAUAAUGAGGUCCAAGGUGAGGGGUUAAGAGUGUCCCGUGAAGCACUGGGGAUCCUGCAGAGCUUUAUUCAGGACGUGGGCCUCAACCCAGACGAGGAGGCCAUCCACACCUUGUCGGCUCAGCUGGGCUUGCCCAAACACACCAUCCGAGGAUUCUUCAACAGCCAGGACCACGAACGGCAUCAACACGACAGCCAGAGCCCAAAACAGGGUCGAGACAACCAGCAUGGCAGCACACACCUCUCCCAAAUAGACAUACCCACAGAGGAGGAAGGUGAUGGAAGAACUGAAAUUGAACAAAAGGAGGUAGAGGAGGAAAAGCAAACAGGGAGAAAUGAAGAAGGAGAGAUGACUGUUUUGAAAGAAUCUGAUGUUGGCACUCAAACCACCACCACUAUGAAGGAGGAGCCAAAAUCCUAA